Messenger RNA from Fusarium odoratissimum NRRL 54006, 5339 nucleotides. RefSeq lists its product as uncharacterized. Lineage: Eukaryota; Fungi; Ascomycota; Sordariomycetes; Hypocreales; Nectriaceae. Gene Ontology annotation, molecular function: protein binding. Bases 885 to 2615 code for a protein of 576 amino acids. The record is from RefSeq and is a predicted model, not a curated record. The transcript has 2 exons.
AAAUGCGCUGGGCGUCAAUUAGAAGUUGAAUCAAUAACGAGGCAAAACAAUGCUUUGUUUCUCGACUGCUGUUUAUUCCGAUCGCUUGUUCAUUUUUUUUUAUCCACCUUCAGAUCUUCAGUUACCUUUUUCACGAUUAGGACAAUCGAGAUUCAACAGGAGUCGAGCCUCUAAAGCUGAAGCUGAAGCUCCGCUUGAAUGCGUUAGUCGAGGCUUUGAUGCCUCCCUUUGUGAAAUAGGAUCUAUCCGACUUGGUAUUGUCAUCGAGUGAGUAUACUCGUCAAUUCUCUAUAAGAGAGUGGCCUGAGAGAGGAGAAGAGGAGACGAUAAUAACCAUCGAGAACAGUUUCUACACGACGUCUUGGCUGAGCCCAAGCUCUACAGCUUCCGCCGCUAGACUAGCCCAAGCUAUACCUAGGUAAACUGCGUUAGGUCCCUUAUUACUGUACCCCGCAGGUCCCUUCAACGUCCGUCUUGUCCGCUGCAAGCUCAGCCCGUCAGAUCCAAUGCAAAGCAUGGCCUGCAUCACAUGCACAUCGACAAAAAGAGCCCAGUAUUUGGAUUGGCAUGAAGGAAUUAAAGAGUCGAACUUAUAAUAGAUUCGGUGCCGAUACUAAGUGCCUCAUUAUGAUCCUCAAGAUCUAUAAUUAUCCAUAAAGACCCUUGUAAAUGGACGUAAACGCGCCUACGUCAUCCCCGUCAUUAUCGCCAGCAUCAUCUCACUUCAUACUGUAAGCUCCCCCCGCCGCUGACCGGGCUUGCAUGUUUCAUUUUCUCCUCCUACAUCAUCCCAUUCAUUCAGUCAUUGUGCACAUAAACCUACAACCUCAACCAAACACCAAUAUUGCUCACACCUAUCGGCCCUCAGGCCCAAAUCCAUCAUCAUGGAAUCUUUCUCUCUACUCAAGCGUCGUACCACCGACCUCCUCCACAAUGUCCAGCAAAACCUCCCAUCUAUGCCUAUGCCUUCCGUUCCAUCCGUUCCCUCGGCAACUCACCAGAAGAAGAGUUCUAUGAAAGGAACAUGGGAGCGCAUUGAUGCCCCUGACGUUCCCCGUUCUUCCCAUUCUCUCAAUAUCGUCCACGGAACCGCUUACCUCUUUGGCGGAGAGAUCGAGCCCCGAAAGCCCGUCGACAAUGAUAUGCAUGUCGUAACUUUGCCUUGGUCCUCGGCUGGGGCCGAUUACUUCAAGAUCAAGGCAUCCCCCGCCAAACCAGAUGCCCAGCCGAAGAAGCCUGAGGUUCAGCAACCCGUUCAGCCAAAGGCCCCGGAGCCAGUCAAAUCCGACGAGAAGCCAGACGAAGAGGAGAUCGAGAAAAAGCUCGACGAAGUUUCUCUUGCGGAGGACGACGAAGAAGAAGAAGAAGAUGAUGAUGAGGAAGAAGACGAAUCUUCAGAUGAAGAGGUCGAGAGCAAGUCCAAAGGUAAGCAGCCUGCCGGUCCAGAAAAACCGGAAUUGGGUGAUGUCCCAGCUUCACGAGUUGGCCAUGCUACUGCCGUCAUCGGAUCCCGUAUCUUUCUCUUCGGUGGUCGCGGAGGUCCCGACAUGCGGCCCCUGAACGAAGGUGGCCGUGUUUGGGUCUUUGACACCCGCUCCAACACAUGGACAUACCUUGACCCUGCCCCUGUCGUUCCAGGUGGUGCAAUUGUGCCCCAACCCGCUCCGCGAAGCUAUCACACAGCCACAUCGAUCGACCGCCCCCGGGACUUUGCUCCUAAGCGGCCCAAGGAACCUGAGACCUGGGGACAGUGGGCACUCGGAGACACGUCUAAGACGGGCAUUCCUCAAGCUCCUGUUGUUGGUAAUGUUGCUGAAGAUGCUGUGGAUGAAGAGUCUGAUGGCUACGGUACCUUCUUCAUUCAUGCUGGAUGCCUCGCCAGUGGCGAGCGCGCCAAUGAUAUUUGGGCCUUCAACGUCCAUGACCGUACUUGGACUGAGCUUCCAGCUGCUCCAGGCCCUGCUCGAGGCGGCAGUGCCAUCUGUGUGAGCAAAACCCGCCUGUUUCGCUUCGGGGGUUUUGAUGGACAAAGCGAACUCGGAGGGCAACUCGACUUUCUCCACCUCGAGGUUGAAACGUUUGACGAUAGAGGCACCAAGGGUGAAGUUGCUGUUCGCGCACGUGGUGGUUGGCAAACUAUUCUUGAGAGUGAUCCGAAUGCCGACUCAACUGAAAUCCACGCCGAGCCAGCUCAGAUCUGGCCGGAACCCCGAAGUGUCGCAUCUUUGGAGGCAAUCACUUCAGGGGCUGGAUAUGAGUAUCUUGUCCUGACCAUGGGUGAGCGUGACCCAAGCUCAGAAGGCCACGAAGGUGCAGGCAAGUUCUUGAAUGAUGUCUGGGCCUUCCAAGUUCCACCUCUGGGUAUGACGGCCGCCAGCGUUACCGCUGCCAUGUGGCAAGCUGUUGGCCGCAAGACAGGUGAGGGCAAGUGGACAAAGCUUGAUCUUGAGCCAUACGACGAUGAUAACAGUGAUGAGAUGCCCGCGGCGAGAGGCUGGCUUGCAAGCGCCCCGAUGGGUGAACUUGAGGAGAGCGGCAUUUUGAUCUGGGGAGGUCUAGGUGAGGACAAUGAGCGUCUUGGGGACGGUUGGAUCUUGCGUGUGGGCGAUUCCUAGGUGAAAAUGAUGAGGGACUGAACAGGUAGUUGGUUUGGGUGUAGUGUUUCUUUUUGGCGUAACAUGUUUUUGGCGAUUGUAUCAAAUGAACGAACGGAACGAAGAAACAAAGUCCUAUGCGGACACAAUACUUCACACAGCAUAUCAUAUUGCCAUUGACGAGAAUCCACACAUUCUAUACCUGGGAAAGCAUUUGACAUGAUGUUAUGUACAGUUGAAGCCUCCUCCCGCCGGACACUUUUUGCAUUUCUUGCUAUUGAACUAAAAAAAGAGAGAUAAUGAUGUUAUAAUUCUACAGGUCCGCCCUUGUGGUCUCGGUUCCCCAGGGCUCCGCGUUAAGGCUUGUUUGACCAGCACUGUUCUCACAUGUGUCUCGGCUGCUGAGAGGACCAGGCUUGGGGACGUUGACAGUAGAGGGGUCGGAAGCAGUAGCCUGGGCCCGAAGGGACUUGAGGAGAUCCUUUACGGAGGCGGGGGUGAGAUCCUCAUAGUAGUCGUCGUUGAUCUGAAUCAUGGGAGCGUUGACGCAGGCACCGAGGCACUCGACCUCGAGAAUGGUGAAGAGACCGUCAGCAGUGGUCUGGCCCUGCUCAAUUCCGAGCUCCUCCUUAAUAGCCUUGACGAUAACAUCAGAUCCACAGCCUCCAAGUUGGCAAGGUGUCUAUUGGUGCCGUUGUUAGUGGGUUGUGCUUUUAGAGUAUUCGGUAAUCUUCAAUGACGUCUAAUCGUCAUUGCCAGACUAGCGUGAAGCAAUUGCAGUCGACAAAGGCGUGCUUCAUGUGGGAAAACAACAUACCGUAGUGCAGAUUUGAACAAAAUAUUUGCCCACGGGAGUUCUGUUGUACAUGGUGUAGAAAGAGGCAACCUCGUACACUCGCAUAGGAGGCAUCUCAAGAAGACGGGCGACCUCGUUCAUGACGCUGAUGCUGGUGAAGCCGUGCUGGCGCUGGCCGAGGUCUAGCAAAGGCAUGACAGCAGCCUUCUUGUACUGGGGAGGGUAUCGCUUGAGGAUCUCGGCAAUGACGGUCUGGUUCUUCUCGUUGAACUUGAAAGGGAUGUCGGGGUUGUUGUCCUCGGUGUUUCGAUGCUGUCAUACGGCCAUAGGUCAGACAAGUUGGUUCUCAUCGCUAGCAAUUGCGCGCCAAUAGAUCUACCAUGAUCUAUGGUCCAGGGUCGCAAUUGACAGCGCCAAUUGGCCUACUUACCACCAUGAGAGUGUCGCUUCGUCGGCUGGCUGUGAGAGAGAAGGCGGCGCGAGACUGAGGGCGGGCAGCCCGGCACACCGGCCGGAUGGCGGAGCGGAUGAGGGGAGUGAGCUUGCUCGCCAUUGUGAAUAGUUUGGUGGUGCUUUUCCUGAGCGAGCGGAGCGGGUGUCGUCGCGAAGGCGGGAGGGCUUCUAAGGUCGUCGGUUCCGGAUCUUGUCAAAAUGUCGCCGUCGUAGCGAGCAUUGCAAUUCGAGUUGGAGCUGCUUGCAAAAUCAACGUCGAUGAUUGGUGUGUUUGACCCAAGGUUUAGCCGUCCCGGUGUGGACCGGAUGGAGAGGUACGUAUCGUCCUUCAUGUAAGUGGAGGUGGACCUGUAGCUCAUCUCCUUACUUUGCCUAUCUCAAGCUGCCUCAUCUUGAAUUCAGAAAAGCUCAAUCAUCGAUGUUUUUAUGGUUAGCUUACGACGAUGAACAUUCUCCUGAAAUCGUCAUUGUUGAUUUAGCCACAUAAGAACUCAAAUCAGCCACCGACGUGAGCAAACAAUAAGCUAAUCUUUUACUGGUGACUCAAUCGAAUACACCCGUAGAGAAUCGCUUUCUCGCAAAGACCAAAGGCCAUUGGGGUUGAUGGGCUUGGGUUAACAGAAGUUCUGCAGCUCCCCUCGCUGACCGAACCUAUCCUGCCAACACAUACCCUCUGUUCUUCAACACUUACAAAUAACACGCUAUGAAAACAAGUUUCGCGAAUUUGGUGGUACCACAUGCUCCUCUGUCCUUGUGCGCAAUCUCCAUACAUCCCUCUUGUUAUACCUAACCACUGAGCAUGUUGUGAAUCACGAUUCAAUCUCAAUAGCCUAUGACCCAGCUUGCUGUAAGGUGAGUGCUGUUGAACGACGAUCAGCAUUCGUUUUGGAGCCUUAAAGUCGAAACUAAAUCCAAUUGGAUUCGUUCUCUUUCAUGGCACAAGCAGGAUCCAACACGCCGAUCGCUAUGAUGCUCGUCAAACAACCGAAACUCAAGCCAUCCACUGCCAGAUUUGUCUUCAUACAUGAUCUUUCAGGUGGGACAACCGAAGAGUUGCAGCAUACUCGAUUAUAUGCGCAAGUGUUGCUUUACACUCGCUUCUUCACGUGCAGAGGUUAAACGAAAGGGUACAUGGUCAGGGCAAUAUAAGCCUAAAAGGGUUUUGUUGUUGAACCUUCUUUAACCACAAGAAAACCCCGAGUCAAGGUAACUUUGCCACCCCGCAUUGGUACAGAGCCUCCCAUUUGAUAUUUGGGGAAGCACAAUUGUGUAGCUCGGCUAGAGACUUACUUCUGGCGAUGAGACAUCAACGGUGGAUUGGGUGCUGAGGUAUCACCACCUUUAUGCUGUGGUUCUGGAGGCUCAUAACCCGGGACUACCGAUGACAACUGGUCCUGUAGUUGAUAACUCACCGGGCUGGGCGCAUAAAACCAGUCAAUAAUUUGCUGGCCAUUGAGAUGAUAUCGAUUGUUGUCGUCGUAAGUUUCAGAUGGCGG